This is a messenger RNA of Haliotis rufescens (red abalone), 1056 nucleotides long. RefSeq lists its product as uncharacterized. The transcript has a single exon. NCBI's taxonomy places the organism in Eukaryota, Metazoa, Mollusca, Gastropoda, Lepetellida, Haliotidae. The record is from RefSeq and is a predicted model, not a curated record. Bases 1 to 1056 code for a protein of 351 amino acids.
AUGACCCCUGAUGCUCUGGACAAACAGAUGACCCCUGACACUCUGGACAAACAGAUGGCCCCUGAUGCUCUGGACAAACAGAUGACCCCUGACACUCUGGACAAACAGAUGACCCCUGACGCUCUGGACAAACAGAUGGCCCAUGAUGCUCUGGACAAACAGAUGACCCCUGACACUCUGGACAAACAGAUGGCCCCUGAUGCUCUGGACAAACAGAUGGCCCCUGAUGCUCUGGACAAACAGAUGACCCCUGAUGCUCUGGACAAACAGAUGACCCCUGACACUCUGGACAAACAGAUGGCCCCUGAUGCUCUGGACAAACAGAUGACCCCUGACACUCUGGACAAACAGAUGGCCCCUGAUGCUCUGGACAAACAGAUGGACCCUGACACUCUGGACAAACAGAUGACCCCUGACGCUCUGGACAAACAGAUGGCCCAUGAUGCUCUGGACAAACAGAUGACCCCUGACACUCUGGACAAACAGAUGGCCCCUGAUGCUCUGGACAAACAGAUGGACCCUGACACUCUGGACAAACAGAUGACCCCUGACGCUCUGGACAAACAGAUGGCCCAUGAUGCUCUGGACAAACAGAUGACCCCUGACACUCUGGACAAACAGAUGGCCCCUGAUGCUCUGGACAAACAGAUGACCCCUGACGCUCUGGACAAACAGAUGGCCCAUGAUGCUCUGGACAAACAGAUGGACCCUGAUGCCCUGGACAAACAGAUGACCCCUGAUGCUCUGGACAAACAGAUGACCCCUGAUGCUCUGGACAAACAGAUGACCCCUGACACUCUGGACAAACAGAUGGCCCCUGAUGCUCUGGACAAACAGAUGACCCCUGAUGCUCUGGACAAACAGAUGGUCUCUGACGGUCUCGAUAAACAGAUGGUCCCUUACGCUCUGAAAAAAACAGGUUGUUCAAGACGCUCCGGACAACAGAUGGUCCCUAACGCCCUGGACAAACAGAUGGACCCUGACACUCUGGACAAACAGAUGGUCCUUGGCGAGAUUCAACAGGACCAUGACUCUGGACAGCCAGAUGGUCCAUGA